This is a messenger RNA of Pseudocercospora fijiensis CIRAD86, 855 nucleotides long. RefSeq lists its product as uncharacterized. The record is from RefSeq and is a predicted model, not a curated record. Gene Ontology annotation, molecular function: triacylglycerol lipase activity; acylglycerone-phosphate reductase (NADP+) activity. NCBI's taxonomy places the organism in Eukaryota, Fungi, Ascomycota, Dothideomycetes, Mycosphaerellales, Mycosphaerellaceae. The coding region runs from base 1 to 855 and encodes 284 amino acids. The transcript has a single exon. Gene Ontology annotation, cellular component: lipid droplet; endoplasmic reticulum. Gene Ontology annotation, biological process: phosphatidic acid biosynthetic process; triglyceride catabolic process.
AUGACCGACACCAGAAAAACCGUCCUGAUAACAGGCUGUUCCCCCGGCGGCAUCGGCCACUCCCUAGCCCUAGAAUUCCACCGCAAAAAUUUCCGCGUCUUCGCAACCGCCCGCAAAACCUCUACCAUCACCGACCUAGAAUCCCAAGGAAUCGAAACCCUCUCCUUAGAAGCAACAUCCUCCCCCUCAAUCCAAACCCUCGCCUCAGAAAUCUCGGCGCGAACCGGAGGCGGAAAACUAGACUUCCUGAUCAACAACGCCGGCCGCAACUACACCGUCCCCGCCACCGACAUAGAACUAAACGAAGUACGAGAAACCUUCGAAACCAACGUCUUCGCCGUAAUGAGCCUGUGUCAAAUUUUCACCCCAAUGUUAAUCGCCUCGAAAGGCACAAUCGUCCAAAUCGGAUCUCUGGCUGCGAUUUUACCCUACGUGUUUGGAUCGGUGUACAACGCGUCGAAAGCCGCUUUGCACGCGUACUCGGAAACCUUGAGGGUGGAGCUCGCGCCUUUUGAUGUGAAAGUCGUGACGGUGGUGACGGGGGGUGUGAAGAGUAAUAUUGCCAGGACGAAGAGGACUUUACCCGAAAAUUCGAUUUAUUUGCCGAUCCGCGAUAUGUAUGAGGAGAGGCUUGUGCACAGUCAGAGUAAUGGGGUGCCGAAUGAGGAGUAUGCGAGGAGGGUUGUGGGGCAGCUUUUGACGCGGCCUGGGAAGGAUCGGAUUUGGGAGGGGGGGAAGAGUUGGGUGGUUUGGUUUGUUUAUACGUUUUUGCCCAGGUGGGUUAUGGGGGCGGUUAUGACGAGGAUGUUUCAGUUGUGGAGGUUGAAGGGGACGGGGCAGAAGAAGGUGAAUUGA